Penicillium alfredii is the source of this 786-nucleotide messenger RNA. RefSeq names its product flavin reductase family protein. NCBI's taxonomy places the organism in Eukaryota, Fungi, Ascomycota, Eurotiomycetes, Eurotiales, Aspergillaceae. Bases 1 to 786 code for a protein of 261 amino acids. The record is from RefSeq and is a predicted model, not a curated record. The transcript has a single exon. Gene Ontology annotation, molecular function: FMN binding.
AUGUUCAAGGUCGGCCCUGACUUCGAAAAAGCCCAAGCCUCCCGGCCGGAUUUCCGUCGUGACGCCGAGGUCACUUUUUCCAAACCACCUAAUCCCACAUGGAAGGAAGGUGAUGGCGCAAACGAUGACGGAGAGAGUCUCAAGAAAGAUCACGUCGAGAUUGACCCACACGCCGAGGGACGGCCGGUCGCGUCCAACUACAAGCUCCUGAUCUCGGGAAUGGUGCCUCGCCCGAUUGCCCUGAUCAGUACUAAGUCCGCCGAUGGAAACACCACGAAUCUCGCCCCGUUCAGCUACUCCCAGGUCAUCAACCACGACCCGCCACUGUUUGUUGUUGGAUUCGUGGGCCCACUGGAGAAGGCCAAGGACACACUGAAGAACCUGCACGAGACGGAAGAGUGCGUCAUCAACAUCAUCUCGGAGCAUUUCGUCGAGGCUGCCAACGCGACGGCCAUCAACGCCCCGUACGGAGUGUCUGAAUGGGAGACCUCUGGGUUGCACCAGGCUCCCACCUCUGUCGUGAAGCCCGCGCGAGUCAAGGAGUCGGUGCUGGCCGUCGAGGGCAAGCUUGUCGAGACCAAAGAGUUUGAGAGCCGCGUGACGCCUGGGAAGAAGACGGGUGUUUUGGCGAUCAUCGAAGGUGUCCGGUUCUGGGUGAGAGACGAUGCCAUUAACGAAGAUCAAAGCGUUGUGGACCUCAAGGUGCUGAAGCCCAUCAGUCGACUGGGUGGCAUCUCCUAUGGCCGUACAACCGAUGCCAUUGAGAUUCCUCGACCACAGUUUUAA